UUGGAUGAUGAAAAUGAAAAGAAAUACCGCGAAACACUGACAGCAUUACGUACGGCGCGAUCCCUUAACGAGGAAAUGGAGCGCCUUAAGCAAGAGAACGGUAAUGACAUCGGUAAGAAUGAAUCACACCGAGCCCGAGCCAUUCUUCGUUCGCUGGUACCACUCGGAGAUCUUCAAGGAGUACUCAGCCUUCGAUUUACGCUCAACAACCCUGCUGCUGAUGAGGAAAGGCAAAGGUCUGAUAUGCCAUCGGGGUUAAUACCUGGUCACAAACAGAGUGUUGGUCUGUUCUUGGAGCGGGUGUACGGUAUCGAAACUCAGGAGUUGUUCUAUCGAUUAUUAGAAGAAGCAUUCUUACCGGACUUACGAGUUGCUACUAUGUUGGAUAGGAACGAUGGUUGUGAGUCUGACAUGGCACUGUCUAUGAACCGCUACAUCGGUAACUCCAUUCUGCCGCUUCUUAUCAAACACGCCAACUUCUACAACGAAGCUGAGAAUUACGCUAGCUUAUUGGACGCUACUUUACACACAGUUUAUAGGUUAUCCAAGAACAGGAUGCUUACCAAGGGUCAACGUGAAGCGGUUUCAGACUUCCUUGUAGCAUUGACAGCGGCUAUGCAACCUUCAAUGUUAUUGAAACUUUUGAGAGAACUCACUGUUGAUGUGUCGAGAUUAUCAGAAUAUACAACUGUUGCGCUACGGCUGUUCACUCUGCACUACGAACGUUGCGCUAAAUACUACGGUAGUACCGGCGGCCAGGGUCUAUAUGGAGCAUCGUCUGAUGAGGAAAAACGUCUCACUAUGAUGCUGUUCUCAAACAUUUUUGACUACCUCAGCAAAAUGGACUACGAACCUGAACUAUUUGAGAAAACCUUACCAUGUCUCGUUGCUAUUGGUGCUGAUAAUCCUCAAUACGAUCCCCAAUCUAUAAACACUUCUUCAGUGGCACUCAAUAAUGAUCUCAACACAAUCGUGCAGAAGUUUUCUGAACAUAACCACGACGCUUGGGCUUCAAGAAAAAUUGAAAAUGGUUGGGUGUAUGCAGAGUCCUGGUCGGACAGCCAAAAAAGUCAUCCAAGACUCAAACCUUAUAAUAUGUUGAAUGAUUACUUAAAUAAUUUCUGUAACAAAAUAAACACAUCUGUUGCUAACAAGAAAUCUGAUAUAUACGUAUUUGUUUAG
Danaus chrysippus (African queen) is the source of this 1182-nucleotide messenger RNA. The record is from the annotation of a GenBank genome assembly. Lineage: Eukaryota; Metazoa; Arthropoda; Insecta; Lepidoptera; Nymphalidae.